Molecule: messenger RNA, 870 nt
Organism: Mercenaria mercenaria
Lineage: Eukaryota; Metazoa; Mollusca; Bivalvia; Venerida; Veneridae
Exons: 3
Coding region: 91-816 (241 amino acids)
Source: RefSeq, a predicted model, not a curated record
GCCCCCUUUUUGUUCUUAUCGCGUGUUAUAUAAGGAGUCCUAGAGUCGAUUACGCUUACAGACAAGGUGUCUUAAAGUCUUGCAACAGACAUGAUUCGGUCAAUUCUCUUACUCUGCCUGUUUGGCGCAUGCGCAGCCCACCAGGUCCACAUCACAAACCGCUGCUCACAUACUGUUUGGGUAGGGAUACUUGGAAAUUCAAUUCCAGACGGAGGUGGGUAUGAGCUAAGAGCAGGCGCCUCCCGCACUACCAACGUACCAAGCCACUGGUCUGGUCGCUUCUGGGGAAGAACCGGUUGCCAUGGUAACAGGUGUGAAACUGGUGAUUGCGGCGGUGGAAAAAUUCAGUGUAACGGUGCCGGUGGAGUUCCUCCUGUAACACUCGCUGAAAUUACAUUCGAUACCGGUCCGCAGAGUAUCCAAGAUUUCUAUGACGUCAGCCUUGUUGAUGGAUACAAUCUACAGAUGUCAAUGAGACCAAGUGGCGGUUACAGGUCUGGAAGCGGCCAUUACUACUGUUCCAGAGCUGGUUGCAAUACCGAUUUAAACCGAAGUUGUCCGCGUGAACUUGCAGUUCACGGCACAGGCGGUACUGUCGCUUGCAAGAGCGCUUGUCUGGCGUUUAAUCGUGAUGAUUAUUGUUGUAGAGGGGCACAUAAUGUACCAAAGACAUGUCCACCGUUCCAUUAUUCUCAGGUCUUCAAAGCGGCGUGUUCGGAAGCCUACAGUUACGCCUAUGACGACCAAGCUAGCACCUUCACUUGCAAUAACAACUCCCCCGGAACCUCAUCAUAUAAUAUUAUCUUUUGUGGUUAAAGAAAUGUGUACUUUUCAUUGAAACUUAUCCCAGAUUAAAGCAAUUACAUCAAG